Messenger RNA from Arachis ipaensis, 2698 nucleotides. The record is from RefSeq and is a predicted model, not a curated record. NCBI's taxonomy places the organism in Eukaryota, Viridiplantae, Streptophyta, Magnoliopsida, Fabales, Fabaceae.
AAAGCAGAGGAAUGGGAAAGCGCGAAUGAAACGAGUCCUGCUGGACUCUGCUUUGGAGCAAAGGAACAAAACAAGUGAACAAACGAAAAACAGAGCGUCUCUGUUUCCUUCACACACCAAUCAAUUCAUCAUAUCAUAAUUCAUAAACUAUCACACACGCUACCAACGCGAUUCUUCUUCCCAAACCAUAAUAAAGACUUCAAAAUUCAAUUCACAUGCAAAUUACAAAAUUCCUAAUUUACCCCCAUUCAUUCACCAACGCUUCUCGUAGAUUCCGAUGGCGUUGAGAACCGCUGGCAGAAAACUCUCCUUCGAUGUUCUCCGCCACCGUGACGACGACGACGACGCUGCUGUUCCGAUCAACAGAGCAGAAUCAGACCCGAUGCAAACGACGACGACGCAGAAGAGCCGCAAGCAGAGAAGGAAUAAGAAGAAGAAGGACCAGAAGCUUCUAGAAUCUUCUUUUGUAAAGGGUGCUGAUCCGUGUUCCUUCGUUGAGGAUUCCAGAACUCUUAAUUCGGAUUCCGUUACAUCCGAUCCGCAUUUUCCGCUUCAGAAUGGAAGCGCUUGCAACGGAUUCGAGCUCGAGCUCGUGGCUCGGAAGUUUUACUCCACCGGUAGCGUAACGUUGGUGGAGGAAGAGGAGAGUGCGGCGAGCGUUUGUACUGGUCCGGCGACGGGGUUUAAUUUUGGUGAACUGAGGCAGAGAGCUGUGAACAGUGGUAGCUCUGAGGAUUUAGCGAAUUCAGCUGCUGUGGCGGUUGACGGCGGAGGGAAGGAUGAUGGUGGUGCGAAGGCGAGUCCGACUGAGAAGCCAAAGCUGACGAAUGAGAAUGAUCGGAACGGUGGUGUUGCUAAGUUGGAGACUGUGGAAUCGUUGGAUUGGAGGCAUGUCAUGGUAGAAGAUCCGAAUUAUGUAUUUUUGGUGGAUAAAUCUCCUCUAUCGUACUUCUUGGAAGAAAUGCACAACGGAAAUUCUUUACGGAGUACAACAACACUUGGAAAUGAAAAAGAACGAGAGAGAGUCUAUGACACUAUCUUUCGCUUGCCAUGGAGAUGCGAAUUGCUUAUUGAUGUUGGCUGCUUUGUCUGCUUCGAUUCAUUUCUUUCAUUAUUAACUAUCAUGCCAACAAGAAUCAUGCUGACCGUUUGGAAGCUUCUAAAGACAAGGCAGUUCAAGAGGUUGUCUGCUGUGGAAUUAUCAGAUUUUGGCUGCUUUCUUAUUAUGAGUUGUGGAGUCAUUCUUCUGCAGCAGACAGAUAUCAGCUUAAUAUAUCAUAUGAUCCGUGGUCAAGGAACAAUCAAAUUAUAUGUGGUCUACAAUGUUUUAGAGAUUUUUGAUAAAUUAUGUCAAAGUUUUAAUGGGGAUGUACUGCAAACGUUCUUUCAUUCAGCUGAAGGACUUGCAAGUUGUCCACCAGAAAGUAUGAGAUUCUGGAUAUGGAGAUUUAUUGCCGAUGAAUCUUUAGCUAUUGCUGCUUCAAUUGUUCAUUCUUUUAUCUUAUUAGCUCAGGCAAUCACUCUAUCAACCUGUAUAGUUGCUCACAAUAAUGCAUUGUUCGCUUUGCUGGUAUCAAAUAAUUUUGCUGAGAUAAAAAGCAAUGUGUUUAAGCGGUACAGCAGGGAUAAUGUACACAGUUUGGUUUACUUUGAUUCUAUAGAGAGAUUCCAUAUUUCGGCAUUUAUCUUAUUUGUUUUGGCUCAAAAUAUUCUGGAGGCAGAGGGUCCCUGGUUUGAGAGUUUUCUUAGUAAUGUUCUAUUGGUUUAUGUAUGUGAAAUGAUCAUUGAUAUCAUCAAGCAUUCAUUCAUUGCUAAAUUCAAUGACAUCAAACCCACUACAUACUCUGAGUUCCUUGAAGACCUCUGUAAACAGACUUUAAAUAUGCAAACUGAGGGUGUGAAGAAAAACCUUACUUUUGUCCCCCUUGCUCCAGCAUCUGUGGUUAUUCGAGUGCUGACUCCAGUUUUUUCUGUAAACAUUCCUCCCAAUCCCCUUCCAUGGAGGCUUUUCUGGAUUCUGCUUUUUACAGCAAUAACUUAUGUUAUGCUUACAAGCCUUAAGGUCCUUGUUGGCUUGGGCCUGCAGAAACACGCCACUUGGUAUGUUAACCGGAGGAGGAAGCACCAUCUUCAUGCAGAUUAGGUUAAAAGGGAAAAAGUUUGUGUCUCAAGUCAAGGUGCUUCGCCAUGAAGGCCUCCAUGCAUGUGCCCGCCGAUCAUCUAUGAGAUGACCACAGGGAGAUGAUUUGAGAAGUCAAUUCUCAAAUCAUCAUUGAUAACUAGCACAUACAGGAGAAAAUUCUUGUUCAAUCUCUUGGUUUUUCGAACUUAAGACGAGCCUAUGAAUGGUUUCACCUUGCAAUUUUGAUACCAGGAUGAGGCAUAGUUUGAUGAAUACAGAAUAACGAUACAAGGUUGUAGUAUAGGCUGCAUGAUCCCAUCCCUUUAACCUGCAGCAGAGUUUCUAUAGUUCUAUACCCCUCCAAUUCAUACAUUGCCAUAUUGGACCAUACCAAUUGCCUUCAAAGAAAAUUUAGUUUCACACUUCUUAUUUUGGCCUCUUUCCAUAUGCCAGAUAUACACAAAUUCACAGAAGCAACAUACAUGCAGUGCUAUUCGUUCUUAUAAAAUGUAAAAAUUUCUACUUUAAUUAUGCUUACUAUAGGCGCAAUGUCAAAAUCCCCAGGUGGGUUCAUAA